Parastagonospora nodorum SN15 is the source of this 114-nucleotide messenger RNA. RefSeq lists its product as hypothetical. NCBI's taxonomy places the organism in Eukaryota, Fungi, Ascomycota, Dothideomycetes, Pleosporales, Phaeosphaeriaceae. The transcript has 2 exons. The record is from RefSeq and is a predicted model, not a curated record. The coding region runs from base 1 to 114 and encodes 37 amino acids.
AUGGCUGGCUGUCUUUUCGGAAAAGUACGCUCUUUGACACUGAAAUCGACGUACGGCCGCAUCUGCAAUGAUUCUACAGUCUCCCGUCAGUUGCCAUUCUUCAUUGGAUGCUGA